CACGAGCUACUAGAGUAGAAGGUCCUUCGUUGUUUCUCACAUCAUCAAUAUCGCACAUAUCAACGAGCAUCCGCUGUUUGAACAUAUCAGACAGCCUUCUCCAUUCCUACUUCGGUAUUCGUCAACAUGAGGUUGUUGUUUGCUUCUGCUUUGCUCUGCUGCACGGUUAAUGCGUUUACUCCAGCAUCGCUAGUACAGUCGUCGUCGUCCCUAAGCAUCAAACCUGCGUUCGCUGCCUUGCGAAGCACCGUCACGGACGCCGAUUUUACCUCGGAAGGUGCCAAGUCGCAGGUCGGAAACCAAUCUUUCCUCAACCAAAAUCUCAUGGCUCGCGCUCGGAAUGGACCCGGCAAGAAGAAUCGAGAAAGCCUGAGUAUUGGUAUCGUCGGUGCUGGUUUAGCCGGCAUGGUAGCUGCGAUGGAUCUGGCAGACGCCGGGCACAAGGUUGAAAUGUUUGAAGUACGUCCCUAUGUCGGUGGCAAAGUCAGCUCCUGGCUCGACAAGGACGGUAAUCACAUUGAAAUGGGUCUGCAUGUGUUCUUUGGAUGCUACUACAAUCUGUUCGGUAUCAUGAAACGCACCGGUAGCUUUGACGAAAAAUUGCGCAUUAAAGAACAUCUCCACACAUUCGUUAACGAAGGAGGCAAACUAGGCGCCUUGGAUUUCCGAUUCCCUAUUGGCGCCCCUGUUAGUGGCCUACAAGCCUUCGCCCGUACCGAACAGCUUGGAGUGGAAGACAAAUUUCACAACGCGGUUCGUCUCGGUACCUCGCCUAUUGUCCGCGCUCUCGUUGAUUUUGAUGGUGGUAUGGAUAUGGUUCGCGAGCUGGAUGACAUCACAUUUACAGAAUGGUUUACAGCAAUGGGAGGUAGCCGUGGUAGCUUGGAUCGCAUGUGGGACGCGAUUGCCUACGCUUUGGGAUUUUUGGAUUGCGAUAGUAUAAGUGCCCGAUGCAUGCUGACUAUUUUUAUGUUGUUCGCAAUCCGAACAGAGGCCAGUGUCUUGCGAAUGCUGGACGGUAGUCCGCAGACGGGUCUGCAUGAUCCCAUUAUCAAAUACCUGGAAGACCGUAACGUCAAGAUCAAUCUUAGCAGCCCAUGCCGCGACAUUGUGCACGAUAUUGAUCCCGACACUGGCCUGCCGACUCGAGUCAAGGGCAUUAAGGUUGGAGCAAGGGAAGAAUUUCGUGAAUUCGACGUUGUUAUUGCUGCGACCGAUGUACCGGGAAUCAAAAAGCUCCUACCAGAAAGUUUCCGAAAGUAUGAUGAGUUUGACAAAAUCUACAAUUUGGACACAGUGCCGAUCGCGACCGUCCAAGUGCGCUUUGAUGGUUGGGUGACGGAAAUGCAGGACGAAGCUCGUAUGAUGGAUGUGUCGGGGGACCAGAGCAACGGAAAGGGCGCCGGUAUCGACAACCUUCUUUACAGUGUCGACACCGAAUUCUCGUGCUUUGCCGACUUGGCUCUGACCAGUCCAGGGGAUUACUACAAGCCGAGUGAAGGAAGUCUAAUUCAGGCGGUAUUUGACGAACGUGCUUUCACUCGGUCCAAUGAACAACUCGUAGACGACUGUAUCAAACAGCUUCACAACAUUUUUCCAUCGUCGCGCAAGCUCAAAUGUACUUGGUCCUCGGUUGUCAAAUUGGGACAGAGCUUGUACCGUGAAAAGCCCGGCCAGGAUAAGUUUCGCCCCGCUCAGGCCACUCCAAUUUCAAACUUUUUCAUGUGCGGCUCUUACACAUACCAAGAUUAUUUGGACUCGAUGGAAGGUGCCACCCGAUCUGGGCUCAUGGUGGCCGACGAAAUUAUUGCCCGGGCCGAUGGUCCUGAAGGCCUGAAAGCGCAAGCGAAAGAGGAAAGCGGCUCGCCGUUUUUUGCAAGGGAGAAAGAAGUCGUUGCGUAGUAA
This is a messenger RNA of Phaeodactylum tricornutum CCAP 1055/1, 1905 nucleotides long. It is a transcript of the gene ZDS, whose product is annotated as zeta-carotene desaturase. The record is from RefSeq and is a predicted model, not a curated record. NCBI's taxonomy places the organism in Eukaryota, Bacillariophyta, Bacillariophyceae, Surirellales, Neidiaceae. Gene Ontology annotation, biological process: carotenoid biosynthetic process. Bases 127 to 1902 code for a protein of 591 amino acids. The transcript has a single exon. Gene Ontology annotation, molecular function: 9,9'-di-cis-zeta-carotene desaturase activity.